Molecule: messenger RNA, 2148 nt
Organism: Penicillium taxi
Lineage: Eukaryota; Fungi; Ascomycota; Eurotiomycetes; Eurotiales; Aspergillaceae
Product: putative MFS phosphate transporter
Exons: 2
Coding region: 1-2148 (715 amino acids)
Biological process (GO): transmembrane transport
Cellular component (GO): membrane
Molecular function (GO): transmembrane transporter activity
Source: RefSeq, a predicted model, not a curated record
AUGGCUGACUUUGGACUACGUGCCCCUCAUGGGCCUGACAUGACGGGUACUCAUAGCCCUCUUGAGGAUAUGGAUCUUCAUGAGAAGGGUGCCUUCGACCGGCUUAUUCGUCCCGAUGACAGCUACACAGAAGAAGGCAUUUACUGGGCUGAUCUUCCACUUGGGAAGAAGAUCAAAUUCGUCAGCUCAUACGACACAGCAGAAGCCAAGAGAGAGCUCAGCUCCAUAUGGUCCAUGAUCAAGGAAGAUCCUCUCUCUCCCGUCUCAUACUACUUCCGCAAUAUGGUCCUCCCCGGUGCCGGUCUCGGUCUCGAAGGCUACGUGCUUUUCUCUAUCGGAAACAUCAAACCACUUUUCCAAUCGACUUUCCCGACCUGCUGGGACUCACAUGAAGUCUGUGAUAAACAAUGGUUGAACGCUGUGGAUUAUUUGGAAAUCAUUGGUAUUAUCUUCGGUCAGAUUUUGGUUGGUGUUAUUGGUGAUUGGCUCGGUCGCCGCUGGGGUUUGAUUCAGGACGCCACUAUCAUGUUUAUCGGUCUGAUCAUGUUGACUGCCGCUUGGGGUCUCACUCUGAAUGGCUGGGUCAUCUGCUAUGCGUGGUCACUAUUUUUCUACAGUGUUGGUGUUGGUGGCGAGUACCCGAUGACCGCUACCAGUGGUAUGGAGAAUGCUGUGGGCUCUGGGAAGCUCUCGACAAAGGAGGAUCGUCUCCACCGCGGCCGUAAGGUAACCAGUGCCUUCUUGAUGCAGGGUUGGGGCCAGUUCUUCAACCAGGUGAUCCUGAUCAUCCUGCUGUUGAUUUUCCACCACGGCAGCGGUAGCUACCCUUACUCUAAGGUGGCUGUCCAGUGGACCUACCGUAUCUCCUUUGCUAUCCCUGCUGUCGGCACCCUGUGGCUAGUUUACUACCGUGCCUAUCACAUGAAGGCCGCUAGUAAGCAGCUGGCUGCUGCCAAGAAGAAGGCAUCUGUUACUGGUUACGAUGUAGACUCUCUGCGCUUGACCUUCAAGUAUUUUGGCCCCCGUUUGAUUGCCACUGCUGGAGGCUGGUUCUGCAACGAUGUCUUCUUCUACGGAAACAAACUAUUCCAGAGUGAAUUUAUCAAGGUCAUUAGCCCUGCAUCUACCUCUGUGAUGCCUGGCUGGCUGUGGGGCUUGGUCAAUGUCGGUGUCUCACUAUGCGGCUACUAUAUGGCUUCCUUCUUCAUCGACAACAAGCUAUAUGGCCGUAAGUGGAUGCAGACUAUUGGUUUCUUGAUGGAUUUCAUUCUGUUUGUGGUCCCUGCCUUCCACUUCAAAUACUAUACCGAAGCAAGCCACAUCCACGCCUUCCAGGCCAUGUACUUCCUCAGUUCGUUUUUCAACCAGUUUGGCCCCAACUGCGUGUCCUUCCUGGUUGCUGCAGAGGUGUACCCAACCCCCAUCCGUGCUACUGCCCACGGUCUGUCGGCAGCAGCUGGCAAACUUGGUGCACUCCUAGCAUCUGUCCUAUACAAUUACAUCGACACACAGACUAAGUUCUACGUGGUCCCCUGGUUCGGCCUGGGCGGCGUCGUCCUGACUCUGGCUUUCCUGCCCGACACCACUGGCCUAGAUCUGAAGGAGCAAGAACGCCGCUGGCAGUGCCUGCGAGAAGGCCGAGAGGAUGAUUACCACGGAGCUGCCGUUCACCCCAAGCAUCUGUCAUGGUAUGAGCGCUAUAUCCUGCGCAAGGGUCGCUUCUACGACGCCGAGCUCGACUACCAACAGAAGGUUGAGGAGUACCGUAGUGAAUGGGAGGCAGCCAUGGCCCAGCGUAUCUCCGAGAAGGAUUCAAACACAGAGGAUUCUCCCGACACCGACGAGGAUCUUCUCGAAGGCCACGUGCACAGCUACUUCCACCGCACCAGCCCCAUGUUCAAGGGCAUGGAGGAGAGGCCUUCCUCGAAACAAAAAGAUACCUUCCGUCUCCCCCAGCUGCUGAGACAGAUGAGGAGGAUGAACAUAAAAAUGAACGUCACGACAAUUCUGCCACUACUAUCUCAAGUGCGAAGCAAGAUACAAUCUCCUCGGAAAAGAACCUAUCAUGAUCGAUACACAAAUAUAGCAUUUUAUCGGGGUUCAGUUUGUUUGCUUUUUUUGGGUCGCUUCUGGGAAGCCGGUUUAUAA